Molecule: messenger RNA, 309 nt
Organism: Macrosiphum euphorbiae (potato aphid)
Lineage: Eukaryota; Metazoa; Arthropoda; Insecta; Hemiptera; Aphididae
Source: the annotation of a GenBank genome assembly
AUGGUAGAGACUGAAAAGAACCGCGCGUCCCUUUCGGUGGAACACGUGUUUGCUAAUCACACAUUCUUGUAUUUCGGCGUCCGUGACAAAUUACCCUCCGCCGCCGCCACACAACAGUCAUCGCCUGAGCCGUUUACGCUCACUCCGUCCGUCCGUCUAAUCACGUUGUUACCAGAUUUGCCGGGUAUAUACAGAUCAUCUAGUCGAUCCCUGCUGUUUCGACCACCCCUACCACCAUCCCAAUGUCACCCUUACGGCCCAACACCGUCGCUUCUAAGACCACACUUACUGUUUCUGCCUCCCCUGUAG